GUAUACGCACAAUCAGCUGCUAACAUCCUUUGGUCGUGAAGCAAAUUGGUCGUGUAACACCGUGUAACUGUAUUAGUUGAGAAUUGUAGUCCAAUUAUCCCAGGCCUAGAUUGCCAAUACAAUUUUAGGGACAAUGUCGUUUAGAAAAAUCGUGGCUUCGCCAGUCAUAUGUUUGUACAUUUUGUUCACUUUUUCCAUCGGGAAUCAGGUAAGCGGCACCCCAAUCGGUGCACCUGCCGCAGCCUGUGGUACCAUGACUCCAGAUCAUGGUGUACCUCCGCAAACUAGUGCAUCGCCUUACGUCACGAUUCCAACGCUAAUGCCAGAUGAAUCUGUUCGCUUGACUCUGUUGGUCAACUCAACCGGAAUUUUGACAUUCAAAGGUUUCCUUGUAAUGGCAUUCGAUAAUUCAUUGGGUGACACCGCUACACCAAUUGGUACAUUCAGCGAAAUUGUAGAGGGGACACCUGCUAUCACGCCAGCAAAUUACCUGAAUUGCCUAAGUGGUUCAAAAAAUGCAGCCACACACACUAACAAUACAGAGAAAGUGAUUGUCAAUCUUUUAUGGGUUCCUCCUUCGGGAUUUGACGGGAAUGUUGUCUUCAAGACGACUUUCGUCAGAAAUGUUACAACGUUUUGGGUGAAGACCUUGUCGGACGUUAUAUCCGUUUCUUCUACUACAAAUACUACAACUUCUUCAACUACUACAACUCCUUCGACUACUCCUUCGAUUACUACAACUCCUUUGACUACCACAACAGCGGCGGGAGCCCCUCAGCUGGCUCCGUGGAUUGGAACAAUCUUUUUGGCUCUAGUCACCUUUAUGUUGGCUUCGUCAGCAUAAAUAUUUCUUUAAGAUGAAAUGAAGUUGCUUCUUUACUUUCGUGAUUAACCUAUUGGGUCGAGUGAAACCGGUAAUUGGAUUCUUUAAAUCGUCAAAUAAAAAAAAGAAAUUACAAAUAAAAUAUUACAACCUUUAA
Molecule: messenger RNA, 980 nt
Organism: Daphnia pulex (common water flea)
Lineage: Eukaryota; Metazoa; Arthropoda; Branchiopoda; Diplostraca; Daphniidae
Product: putative defense protein 3
Exons: 6
Coding region: 134-844 (236 amino acids)
Molecular function (GO): oxidoreductase activity, acting on metal ions
Source: RefSeq, a predicted model, not a curated record